ACCUCCGACGGAGAUUAGAGUUGAGCAGAUACUCCAGACGAGAGAGAGAGAGAGAGAGAGAGAAGGACAGAGAGGCGGCGAGAGAUGACGGUGGAUAUGGAGCUGCCGCCGGGGUUCCGGUUCCACCCGACGGACGAGGAGCUGGUGAUGCACUACCUCGUCCGGCGCUGCACCUCGCAGCCGAUCGCCGUCCCCAUCAUCGCCGAGCUCGACCUCUACAAACACGACCCCUGGGACCUCCCCGGGCUGGCGCUGUACGGGGAGAAGGAGUGGUUCUUCUUCUCGCCGCGGGACCGGAAGUACCCGAAUGGGUCGAGGCCGAACCGGGCGGCGGGGAGCGGGUACUGGAAGGCGACUGGGGCCGACAAGCCGAUCGGGAGCCCGAAGCCGGUCGGGAUCAAGAAGGCGCUCGUGUUCUACGCCGGGAAGGCCCCCCGUGGGGACAAGACCAACUGGAUCAUGCACGAGUACCGCCUCGCCGACGUCGACAGAUCCAUCCGCAAGAAGAACAGCUUGAGGCUUGACGACUGGGUGCUGUGCCGCAUAUACAACAAGAAGGGCGCGAUCGAGAAGAAGCAGCCCCACGUGCAGCCGCAGCCCCCGCCGGUGCCGGCGCCGGCGCCGGCGCCGGUGGCGAUCCAGUCUCUGGGGCCCGCGGCGGCCAGCAGCUUCACGGAGUACGAGGACGAGAAGCCCCCGGUCCUGACGAUGCCGGCGCUGCCUCCCCCGCCGCCCCCCGUGCUGAACGAUCUGGUGCACUUCGACACGUCAGACUCGGUGCCGAGGCUGCACACGGACUCGAGCUGCUCCGAGCACGUGGUGACGCCGGAGCUCGCGUGCGAGGUCCAGAGCGAGCCCCGGUGGAAGAAUGAAUGGGAGAGCAUGCUGGACUUCGGGGGCGGGUGCAGCUACGGGUACUUCACUGGCGGCGCUGCCGCCGGUCAGAUGUCGCCGCUGCAGGACAUGUUCAUGUACCUGCAGAAGCCGUUUUGAAUUUUUCUCGUUCGACAACCACGAGCGUACCGAGCCAGAUUUGGCGGAGCACGCGACGGUAGCACGAGACCGCAAAGUCCAUGAGUGCGCUGGUGCGGGCGCGGCAUCCGGGAGAUGAUUAUUUCGACCGGGCAGCGAUGUUUGGACGUUUAAUUGUAGCAGCAGAUUUAGUCGCCUAUAGCUUGUGUACAUCAUCUGUGUAUAUGCAUGUUUCGUGUAUGCAUACAAAAACCAUUAGUCUAUGAAUGAAGUUAGGGUCGUCUCUUCUUGUGAGCGCAAUAUCCAAGGCUGUAAGAGAGGAUUUGAGAAGAUGUAAUUGUAUCUAACGACCGAUAAUGAAAUUAUCUAUUUGAAAUGCA
Molecule: messenger RNA, 1352 nt
Organism: Eucalyptus grandis
Lineage: Eukaryota; Viridiplantae; Streptophyta; Magnoliopsida; Myrtales; Myrtaceae
Product: NAC domain-containing protein 2
Exons: 3
Coding region: 85-993 (302 amino acids)
Biological process (GO): regulation of DNA-templated transcription
Molecular function (GO): DNA binding
Source: RefSeq, a predicted model, not a curated record